This is a messenger RNA of Brassica oleracea var. oleracea, 1315 nucleotides long. RefSeq names its product probable VAMP-like protein At1g33475. The record is from RefSeq and is a predicted model, not a curated record. NCBI's taxonomy places the organism in Eukaryota, Viridiplantae, Streptophyta, Magnoliopsida, Brassicales, Brassicaceae. Gene Ontology annotation, cellular component: membrane. The coding region runs from base 189 to 992 and encodes 267 amino acids. The transcript has a single exon.
CGAAGACGAAGUGAGAUGAGUGAGUCACACUGUAUAUUCUAUUCAGAACCUAUCGUUGUCGCUGCUUCGUCUUUCUCCAAAAACAGUUGAUAGAGAGAGAAUCAGCAGAAAACCAAAAUCAUCUAAUCUCUCAUAUUCGAUCGAUAUCUCGCAACAUUAAUUAUCCUUUUGUUGCGAUUCCAUCGAGGAUGAUUUCGAAUCCAAGCCUAUUAUCCUAUACUUGCAUCGCAAAAGGAACCGUCGUCCUCGCCGAGUUCGCGUCAGAGGAAGAGGCAGGAAUCGAAGACGUAGCUUUGCGAUGCAUCGAGAACACGCCUCCGCACCAUUCAAUCUUCUCUCACACCGUUGGCAAGAAGACCUACACAUUCUCAAUCGACGAAGAAUCCUUCGUGUAUUUCGCGAUCCUCGACGAAGCGAUGGAGAAACCGGAAUCCUUCUGGUUAUUGAACCGGUUGAGAUCAGCUGUCGAAGAUCUGGUCAGAGGAGGGGAGACGUUGACCAAUCCUUCUCCUCGUUGUCUCCAAGCUAAGAUGGAUCCAGUUUUCGCGGAGAUCGUUGGUGGUGUUGAUGUGGAUUUGGAGCUGGACAUGGAUUUGGUUGGAUCUCCGAGGAGCGUGGCCAGGGAUAGUCGUAACCCUAGCAUUGAUUCAUCUAAAGGGAGGAGAGCGUCGCUGAUGCCGCUUCUGGGGAAGCAAUUGAAGGCCUUGAAGAAGAAGAAUAAGAGAUUGCAUACGGAAGAUUCCGGUGACGUUGGCAUGAUCAGGGAGACGUCGGAGAGGAAGGUGGAUUUGUGUGGGAACGGGAACGGUGGAGUGUCACGCAAGGAACUGAGAAAUGGUUUGUUAACAGAUCAUCAUCAUCACAGGCAAAAGGCGAAACAGAUGUGGAAGAAACAUGUGUGGUUUGUGUUGAUCUUCGAUUUCUGCAUCUGUGCUCUUCUCUUCGGAAUCUGGCUUUGGGUUUGUGAAGGGUUCCAAUGCGUCAAUGGGUAAAGUAAUCAACCAGUCUCGGUCUGUACUUCUUCAUAUUCAUUUUGUUCUCAAGCUGCUUCAGCAUUUGAUCACUAUCAGUUCAUUCUUCUUUUUUUUCCUCCUGAGCCUAAGUGCAUAUGGGUAUUCGUUUUUCUGGAUCAAAAAGUCUCAUCUUUUUUUCCCUCUCCGUUUGUCAUUUUUUUGUUUUGUUACUUUUUAAGAUCACAACAAAGUGUUGUUUCCAGGAUGAAACUUAGGUAAGUUGAGUCCUGGCUUUACAUGUUAGUGAUAUGUUCAUUGUACUUUGAAAGUUAUCAUUCACAAGCAACAUGUGUGUUGUAUUA